CCGGCCACUUUCCACUAGCCCUAUUCAAUGGCAAUUUUGUAGUUCUAUGCAACAUCGUCGUGACUUUCGCGCCGGUCCUCUAUAAGACUCCUCUCCGCCACCUCUCAUUCCCUCCAAAUUUUUCCAACAGUCGAAGCUUCCAUUUUCUCCCUCUUCAGUGUUCAAUAACUUCCCCGGAAAACACAGAGAGAGAGAGAGAGAGAGAGAGAGAGAGAGAGAGAGAAUGUCUUCGGCCACCGAAGUGGUUAGCAAAUGCAGCAAGAUCCGCCACAUCGUGCGGCUCCGUCAGAUGAUGAUGAGGUGGCGCCGGAAGGCACGGCUCUCAGCCGCUGGCAGGGUCCCUGCUGACGUGCCGGCAGGGCACGUGGCGGUCUGCGUGGGGGACGGUCGGAGGAGGUUCGUGGUUCGUGCAGCGCACCUGAACCACCCAGUGUUCCGGGGCCUACUCAUGCAGGCCGAGGAGGAGUAUGGCUUCACCAACAGCGGCGGCCCACUGGUGAUCCCCUGUGAUGAGACACUAUUCGAGGAUGUUCUCCGGCUCGUCUCCAGAUCAGGGUCGAGUCAGCCGGCCCGGACCGUCGAUGUCAAGGACCUGCAGAGGUACUGCCAUGUUGGCGGCAAGAGUAAUGGGCUCGAUCUUUGGGUUGAAUCUCGGCCGUUGCUUCACGGACCGAUUGGAACAACCGGUUGGUGAAGAGUUGGCACAAUAGAAGGGCUCAUGAACUUAUUAGUCGAUGAUCUUUCUCUGCUUUAAAGGCUAUGCUAGGAAUAUGAAUUUCAUUUUUGAGCCGAAUAUGAGCCCGUCCAUAAGGCAGUCGGCCAAGGUAAUCACGUGUAGGCAUGGCUUCUCGACGAGAACUUGUGGUGAUGGCAGAAGGGCCGUCAAGGGUCGUCCCGAGUUCGAGCCAGAGUUAAGCCAUUGUAAAUUGAGAAUCAUAUACAUGAUCGGGGACAGAAGUAAAAAAAAUUCGAAUUCGAGUAGAGCGAGGCAUAGAAAGGAAAGAGGAACUGAUGAGUGAUUAUUGAGACAUAUUAUUAAAUUUGUUGCAAAGAAUAAAUUCUUAUAUUGACAGUUAGUAAAAUUUGUCGAGAAAUUUUAUA
This is a messenger RNA of Punica granatum (pomegranate), 1101 nucleotides long. The record is from RefSeq and is a predicted model, not a curated record. NCBI's taxonomy places the organism in Eukaryota, Viridiplantae, Streptophyta, Magnoliopsida, Myrtales, Lythraceae.